Molecule: messenger RNA, 1497 nt
Organism: Paraphaeosphaeria sporulosa
Lineage: Eukaryota; Fungi; Ascomycota; Dothideomycetes; Pleosporales; Didymosphaeriaceae
Product: FabD/lysophospholipase-like protein
Exons: 4
Coding region: 1-1497 (498 amino acids)
Biological process (GO): arachidonate metabolic process
Cellular component (GO): membrane
Source: RefSeq, a predicted model, not a curated record
AUGGACUCAAGUAUCGCAUCGGAGUUUUCAACCCCACCACAGCAUGGACGCCUAUCUCGCAGAGAAACUACUGCAACUAUCGCUAGCCGUGAUUGGCAAGAGCAAAACAUUUUAAGCUUGGAUGGCGGCGGUAUCCGCGGAUACUGGACUUUACUCGUCCUUGAGAAAUUGAUGGAAUAUAUAGGCGAGAGAGAACGGCUCGAGGAAGAACAAGGUUCAACAGCCGACCUUCACAGUUUCUUGCCAAACCCAGAACCCGCGAAUGUCACGCAGUGCAAUAUUGAUCCCAAUACGAGCGUGCGCUAUACAGCUGCCGUGAAGUUCCUUCCUUGUCACUACUUCGAUUUUAUUUGCGGGUCUAGCACAGGGAGUUUGAUUGCAAUAAUGCUUUCACGUUUUCGCAUGACGGUCAAAGAUUGUUUGUGCGAGUAUGAAAAUAUGAGUAAUCAAAUCUUCGGGAGGCCACGGUUGCUUUCCCAGCGGAACGCUCUUAUCCCCGGAUGGACAAAAUACAGCGCUUCAAGAAUGGAAAAGGCUUUCAAGAAAGUGACCACACGGCGAUGCAACCAAGCCGACAGGAACGAGCUGGACUCUGAACGGGGUAAUGAACCAGGAUUCAAAACCAUCAAGGGCACUUGUUCAAUAACAAAAGGCGGCUCAGGUAGCGAAAGAUCCCUCUACCUCCUUAGGUCAUACGAUCACCAGAAUACCUCCGAUAAGACUCUAGAAGAGACGUAUCCAAUCCUGAAUUUCGAUCUCGCUGAAUCGAUGUCCAUAUGGCAGGUCGCUCGAGCAGCAACAGCCGCACCAUUCUACUUCAAAGAGUUAGUCUUUCGCCCAAACGGUGAAAAUUCGAGAGUUUCAUAUUCAGAUGGUGGAUUCGGACAGACUAACAACCCCACGGAAGUUGCAAUUGAAGAGAUCAAUCUGCUUCAUAGAGAAGGUAAUCUCGGAGUCAUACUGAGCAUCGGAACGGCGAAAGCCGAUAAUAAAAGGGGAGGUAGUGGUGCCCGUGCUCACAUAGAGCAAGCGUUCGAGACUGCUACAAACCCAAAGGUCGUACAUCACAAUGUUGCCAAACGGAGGUACCCUCAUUAUUGGCGAUUGAACGAUGAGAGCGGUCUUUAUAUAUCACUCGAUGACUGGAGACCCAGUUACUUCACCCGCCAGCCCGGCCAUCGUACGAUAAGUGUGAUUAGGGAAAGAUUCUCGGAAUGGAUGCAAAGGGCAGACGUGGUCCGCAUGCUCGACACGUGUGCAGCGGAGCUCGUGAGCCGCCGAAGAAAACGGGCACAGCAUGAACAUCUCUGGGAACGGUUUGCGACCGGUAUAUCUCAGUUCCAAUGUCGAAAUCGAGAAUGUAGCCAAAACGACGACUAUUUUGCACAUCGUGGGACGUUCGAUAAGCACUGGGAGAACGAGCAUAGCCAAAGCGAGGACGCUGAGAAGCUUAGAGAGCCUAUGGUCACGCUAUGGGAGUAUCAAGCAAGACCCUGA